Messenger RNA from Conger conger (European conger), 7094 nucleotides. Its product is annotated as zinc finger FYVE domain-containing protein 16-like. Lineage: Eukaryota; Metazoa; Chordata; Actinopteri; Anguilliformes; Congridae. Gene Ontology annotation, biological process: endosomal transport. Gene Ontology annotation, cellular component: early endosome membrane. The transcript has 18 exons. The coding region runs from base 207 to 4724 and encodes 1505 amino acids. Gene Ontology annotation, molecular function: metal ion binding. The record is from RefSeq and is a predicted model, not a curated record.
CGUUCUUCGGUGCGGUGCGUAGUGCGGGCAUCCAACAAAACUCCAAAUGGAAUCAGUAAUAACAAAAAACUGACCUAACGUUACAGACCUAUCUAUUAAUAGUAAAAAAAAGAAAGAAAAGAAAAGAAGCGGUUUAGGGGCGAAGACCACCACAAUGAAGCUGUUUCAGUGCAUGGGCUGAGAAAAGCCUCUGGUCCCUGCUCAGAAUGGACAGCUUCUUUAAGGCAGCAGUGUGUGACCUGGAUAAGCUGCUGGACGACUUUGAACAGAAUACUGAGGAGCUUGAUUGCAAAUCCGCUCAGUCAGAAGCCUCCCCCUCCCUCUACCCUGGCGCCUCCCUCAACCCUCAUGGCUUUGCCCCGGAACCUUCCGCGACCGCCGAAGUUCUUCCUGACGUCAGCAACCUACACUACAAUUCUUCGCUGCAGUACCCUGAUCCUCCACCAAGCUACAGCUUUUACCCGAAGGACAGUGAUGUGAAAGGGAAGCCUUUAACAGGUGUGGACCUGCUCUCCUCUGUGGACAGUAGGGCAGUUAAAAGCACACCGCCGCCAUGUCCUGACAGGGCCCUGAAGCCCGUGUGUGACUUGGUAAGUGACACUGGGUCUGCUGUGCUCCUGCGGGCCAACAGCCAUGAUGCCUUCAAGGAGCUGGAUAUCAUUGAGAAGCAGCUGGAGGACGACCUGCUGGUGGACUUUGACUCUCCUGUACUGUCCCCUCCCGGAGGCAUGUUGCAGGCUGGGUAUGGUAGAACUCUUGCAAGUGAUUUUCUUCCUGGUGGGGGGUACUUGGGGCAGGAGGCCAGUGACCAUUUGGCAACUGAAGUGCGUUCAGCCUCACUGAGCCUUUUGGAUAUUAUUUUGCCAGCGGCUGCAGAGACUUCCUCAGAGCCUCGAGGCAUCAGUUUGCCAAGCCCAAGCGACUCUGCGAGUCCGGAGUGUAUAGGCACAGAGAAAGAGAUUCUUGAAAAUGACCAGAGUUCUGCAAGCACAGAACUCUCUGAGGAGGACGCUGAGGUACUGUGUGUUGCGGAUGCUGAGGUGGAUGUUAAUCUGGUCUCUGAUAGGGGUGAGGGUAGCGGGGAGGAGGCAGACACUGUGCACCCCAUGUCUGACUCCACAGAGAGCGGGGAGACUAGAGACUGGAAUGAGGACAGGCCAGAGUUGCAGAUGGAGACGGAGAGAGAAGGAAAGCUGGAGAGCUUGGAUGCGCAGGCUGCCUGCUCACCCCCACAAGGUAACGGCCGGGCUGCCUUGUGUACCAUGGAAGAGAGGGAGUCCUCCCUCUCCUGCAUCCCCAUAGCUGUCUCCAUGUGCGGAUCUCUUGUAUCUUCAAUGGACUCUGAGGAGAGGAUGGGACUUGGGGUCGAGGAAGAGGCUCAGGUAGUGUCCUCUGCCAUGCAAGUGACUGAAGCCUCUGCCAUCCCAGAGGAACAGCAGGACGCUCCUCCAUUAGCUGAAAUUUCUGCCAGUCCCGAUGCCACCUUCGAUAAUGGCGCUAAUCGGUUGGAACACCCAGAGGUGAUGCCACCUUCCUAUGAUGUUGUCACUCAGGCCAGUUGUGAGGCGUUUGAAGCCUGCUCAUCUCCGGAGGAAGACUCUGGGAGCCUUGCUGAGGCAGUUCAGUCUCCCUCCACACGCCUGAGCCCAGGAACCCCCCCGGAGUUUGAGUUUGUGGAUGGCUUCCUCCCUGAAAGUGAGCCAGGUGGAAUGCUUGUGACGGAUGAAGAGCUGGACGCCUUUUUGAUGGGGCAGGGUGAGAAGGAACCUGCGGGGAUGGCCUCUGAGAAAUCCGCAGAUGAGGGGUUUUCGGAAAUGAAUGGAGAUAUGGAGGGACACCAUAUAGCUUUUCAAGAUGGGUUGGCAGAAGGAGAAUUUGAGGAUUGUGUCAGGGGCACAGGUGAUGGGCUUGCCUCACCAGAGAGUGACGGAAUGCCUCCGUCAGUGGAGGAUAGUGACAGCUCUGACCUUUCCACUCCAUCUCAGGACUGCAACCCCUGUGGGACUGAUGUAAGUCCCAAGGAUUGUCAAGAGGAGGCUUCUGACCCUGCUGUAGUCCAGUCUAUCCUCAAAGCAAACCAGCAUCCUUAUUUUGGAGGUGCUAGACCCAAGCAGCUGCAUGGCCAAGCUCCUAGGGCCUUGCCAGUUACUGAGAGUGAGGACCACGGAGGGAGCGAGAUUUCAGAGUCGCCACAUGUUGGAGACACGGUGGUGAACAACAUUCAUACUCCUUCUGUUCUUGCUGUAGGAGAGGCCCCCGGCCGGUCUACCGGCUCUCCUUAUCAAGAUGGCUAUGAGAACGCCAUUGGGUUUGGCAAGGUGUCAGAGCCUUUGCCUUACCCGGGGGAGACUGGGUCAGAGGGGGAUGGUUGCCUUGAUGACAGUUUGGAGCAAGAGGCAAAUGGACUGGGUUCACAGCAGCCCCCCUGGGUGCCUGACUCUGAGGCUCCUAACUGCAUGAACUGCCUUCAGAAGUUCACCUUCACCAGGAGGCGGCACCACUGCCGAGCAUGUGGCAAAGUGUACUGUGCUGUUUGCUGCAACAAGAAAUGCAGACUGAAGUACCUGGAGAAGGAGGCCAGAGUGUGUGUUGUUUGCUACGACACUAUUCACCGCGCCCAGGCCCUGGAGCGGAUGAUGAGCCCCACAGGGCCCAGCCCCAACCCCAACAUCCCGUCAGAGUACUGCUCCACCAUCCCGCCCCUGCAGCAGGCCCGAGCCGCCGGCACCCUCAACUCGCCCCCGCCCACCGUCAUGGUGCCCGUCUCCGUGCUGAAGCACCCCGGCAACGAGGCGGGAGGGUUCCCGCGGGAGCAGAAGAGGGUGUGGUUCGCUGACGGCAUUCUGCCCAACGGCGAAGUGGCAGACACCACCAAACUGUCCGUGGGGGGCAGGAGAACGUCACAGGAGUCCAGCCCCGUCACGCCAGAACCCCCAGUGGAGAAAUGCGCAGAGCCACAGGAGGACUCGGUGGAGCCGGAGGGGGCUCGGGGACUGGAGGCCGAGCCAGAUGAGCCUGCAGCGCCCCCUGGAGGCCCGGAGGAGCAGGAGCGCCCGGCGCUGGGCGGGCCCUGGGACUGCAGCCUGCUGUGCAGCGUGAGCGGGCAGGUGGAGAGGACCCCCACCCUCAUCCCUGAGGAUGACGAGGGUCUGCCCCCGCUGCUCAUCGCCACCGAAGAGGAGGGUGGAGGAGAUGUGCUGGUGGAAGAGCGCCCUGCACCCGGCCAGAUCCUGCUGCUCCUAGAGGAAGGCGGGCCGCGACCUUUGACCUUCGUCCUCAACGCCAACCUGCUGGUCAACGUCAAGCUGGUCACCUACUCCGGGAAGAAGUGCUGGUGCUUCAGCUCCAACGGGCUGCAGGCCCUGGGCCAGCGGGAGCUGGUGUUUGUGGUGCAGUGUCUCCCGGAGGAGGAGGGCGUUCCCAGGGACAUCUUCAGCCUGUACAUCACCAUCUACCAGGAUGCGCAGAAAGGCCAGUUCAUCGAGGACCUGGGCAACGUGACGUUCACAGAGGGCUUCCUGGGCAGUAAGGAUCACGGGGGCUUCCUGUUCUUCUCGCCCACCUUCCAGCCGCUGGAGGGCCUGGCGCUGCCCCCCGGGCCGUUCCUGUGCGGGGUGCUGAUGCUGAAGCUGGAGGUGCCCUGGGCCCAGGUCUUCCCCCUGCGCCUGCUGCUCAGGCUGGGGGCCGAGCACAGCGUGUACCCCUGCACCCUACUGAGCGUCCGUUUCCGGAAGGCCGUGUUUGGAGAGACGGGGCACACCAUCAUGAACCUCCUGGCUGACCUGAGGAACUACCAGUACAGCCUGCCGCUGGUGGAGGGGCUGCACAUUCACAUGGAGAUGGGCAACAGCAGCAUCCAGAUCCCCAGGACCAGGUUCCAGGAGAUGCUGAAGGUGGUGAAUGCAUCCAACGAGCACGUGAUCAGUAUGGGAGCCAACUUCAGCACGGAGGCAGACUCCCACCUGGUCUGCUUCCAGAACGAGGACGGAAACUACCAGACCCAGGCCAACAGCAUGCUGGGAAAGACCAGGAAAGUGACCGGGGCCAGCUUUGUGGUGUUCAACGGCGCACUCAAAGCCUCCUCAGGAUUCAUUGCCAAGUCCAGCAUUGUGGAAGACGGGCUGAUGGUGCAGAUCCCUCCGGACACCAUGGAGGCUCUGCGGCAGGCGCUGCGGGAUCAGACUGACUUCCAGAUCCCGUGCGGCAGGGCCGACUCGGAGGAGGUGCGGGAGACCGUCCACGUGCGCUGGGUGGACUGGACCCCGGCCGUCAACACCGGUGUGUCCAGCCCGGUGGAUGGGAAGUCUCUUGAAGGGGCACAAAGCGUCCGUAUUCACCAGGACGGAGAGUUCGAGUUGGACGGAAAGACCAUAAAGUGCACCGAGGUGUUCUACCUGCCCAAGACCCCCGAAGGCUCCGUGUCGGCCUUCCUGCCCUCCCGCUGCCCGUUCCCGCGGGAGAUCGCCAUGGCCAGCUGCGCGGCCCUCUGCCCUCACCUCAGCGUCCUGAUGGCCAGCGGCAGGAACCGCCUGGCCCUCCGCGUCUCCACGGACACCGACAUGGUGGAGUACCAGGCCGGGUCGGGCGGGCAGCUCCUGCCGCAGCGCUACAUGAACGAGCUGGACGGAGCCCUCAUCCCUGUCAUCCACGGGGGCGGGUCCAGCGUCCCGCAGCAGCCAAUGGACAUGGAGUUCCUCUUCUACAUCACCGAGUGCACCAGCUGAGCCCCGCCUCAGUCACAGCCCCUGUCAGGGACCCGGUGCGGUUUAGACCCCUUUCCACCCCGCAACCCCUGGCAACGGGGAAGAGCGGAGAGAGACCGAGCCCACGGCGGCCAUUUUGUGUCCUUUUGGGCUGCCCUGUUUCCGGAGCCCUCAGGUUUCUACGAGCAGAUUGAAUCAGCAGGUGGGUGCUGUUCAGCCAUUCUAGGGUGACACUACUCAAGUUAUGAAGGAGUGUGAGAACACUGUCCCGAUCGCAUGUAUUAGUAUGGGUGUGGCAAUUUAUUAUUUUUUUUAAUCUUUCAAAACUGAUUUGCUGUUGAAAGCAAUAGUUCUGAGGUUUUAGUUUGAAGGAUGAUGGUCAUGUGGGAAUGCAGGCUGAAAUGCUACGUAGAUUUUUAGAAACACUGACUUCAAGAUUGACAUGCCGUAUCCGCUCCUGAAGAGGAAUUACGGAUGUGCAUUAUGACUAUUAUUUGAAAGUAUUGUUUCAUAUUGUGGCCGUUUUAAGGUAACUUUGUAAGCCUAUAAAUUAUAGAUGCAGAUUUAUAGAGAUGAUUAUUUCUUUUGGUGAAGUACAAUGCUUUUUUCUGUUGGUGUGUAAAGUUACACACCUGACAAUUAUAUUUUUGUGAUUGUAUAGAAAAUGUAAGCUUACUGAAAUUAUAUCAAGCUCUGAAUAAUGAGCUUAAACAUAUUUUUGAAUGGUUUCGUGAAUUAACUAAAAUUAAUAUUUUUGAUAGGACAUUUUUGGAUGUGUAAGCUUAGCCUCCAAAUGAUACUAUAAACAUACAAAAAGACAGCUUUAGAAACCGUUUGUCAUGCGUUACAUAAACGUUUUUUGCCUCAGUUGAUAAGCAUCUAAGACGACUGUGACUUAAACCCUUAAAUUAGGCUAUUUUAUACUUUGCUGGAGCCCAUUUUGAGCGAGUGUGUGUGAGUGUGAGAGGUGCCUGCUCAGGCAAGCUGAAGGUUCUUGCGUUGGUAAUGAGACUGAAUGACCCAGGGGUGACGCAUAGCGAGUGCAGAGUGCCUGUGGUUGAAUUGGAAGGUUUUUUAAGAAAAGGUUUGGUCAGUGCCACAAACCCAGCCAGUGCUGCUAAGUUUCUGGUUGACUCAGAUGAGUCCAGUGCUGCUAAUACUGCCAUGGUGCCCCUGCGGGCUGUUCUGCACCUGCCAGCCCGUUUAGGAAGGAAUUCAGGAACAUGCUGGGGGAGGAUGACUAUGUGGGGAAAAGGAAAUAAACACCCCUGGCGUUUGCACUUUAAUUUAUUCGCUGAGGGACGGAGGAGCCCAUGCUGUGCUGUGUGUUGGCCACUAGAUGGGGGUAGUGGGACCGUGCCGUCGAUGCUUUUCUGUUCUUUAUGUUUCUGCCCGGAGAUGCACAAGCACGGCUCGCCCUCAGCCAAUCCUGGACCCCGUGGCCUUUCUGUAAAGCCCUUCGGCCUCUGAUUAGCCAAAGCUGUCAAGUGCAGCGGACUACAAAACCCUGAACUACAACACCUCUCUCAAAUGCUUUAUAUUCCUUCUUUUUUAUUUCAUAUUACACAAUAAACAUGGGCUUGAUGGGGCCUGUAUGCUGCAUAACAUGCUUUUUUUGACAUGGUUGUGUGACAAAGCUGCCCCAUUGGCACAGUGUUAUAAUGUAAUUCGCUGCAGGGUUUGUACAGCUAUUUUCAUCCUAUAUUAUGAUUUUAUUAAAAUAAAAAUAAAUCACCCCUCUUCUCCACUUAAUCACUCGGACUCUUUCCUUGUUCCAGUCUAAAUCACACUACAAAUGAAGAGGUAUUAAGCUCUGUGCACUCCUGCCAACCUUAUUAAUGCUGUGCUUUUGUUCAUUUAAAUGAUCACACCAGUGCUGUGUGCGUUAAUAUCCAUGGCAACAAAGCAAUUUAACCUUUGGAGCAAACAUAAUAUUGAUUGAACUACUACAGUACUAUAUGGCUUUAAGGAGGUUUUGUGAACAUUCUCUAAGAUGGAGGUUUCCAGAGAUUUCCAUGCAGAGGAAAGAGGUUGUGUUUAAGUUUAAGGUUAUUUUUGCAGCAUUUUUAAACAAAGACAAACGUUCUGCUCCUGUGUGUUUGCCGUGAAACGUCAAGGGGUUAAUUUAUUUUUGUCACUGUUUAAUAUGAAGUUGAUCGAUGUUGAUUAAUGGAGCUUUCAUUCACGUCAUGACAAAAUGUAUUUUUAUGCUUUUUAAGGAGCUAUUUAUCUGUACCGUUUUGUGAAUUGUAUAUGUACCUGUAUAUAAUCAUGAAAACCAGCAGAUGCAUUUGAUGAUACUUACAUCUGGGAGCUAAGGAUCUUUUUUUCUUCAUAAAAUACAUUUGUAUAGAUGUAUUGCCUAUAGAAUAAAAUAUUAUUUGUAUGUCA